CUCCUUGGGAUUGGUUUCUUCGCUGCUACAAUCAGACAGAUAUAUAGUAAAAGGGACGUGAGAGGGCAAGUGAGAGAUGAUUCUCCAAUGAAUUCAGUCCUCCAGGCCUUGUUCCCAAGAGCAUCAUCCACCUACACAGAAAAUGAUUGCAAAGCGUCUGGUUGCUGGUGUGGUGGUCCUUCUGGUGCUUGUUGUGGUCCUGUUCCUGUUCCUAGUCAUAGGUGAGGGGAAGAAAAAUCUUGCUCCCCCAGCAGCCAACUUCUUAAGAGCUGCUGUCGCUGCUGAUGCUGGAAAGUGUUCAGAAAUCGGAAGGGAUAUUUUAAAGAAAAACGGUUCAGCAGUGGAUGCUUCCAUUGCUGCAUUACUCUGUGUUGGCCUUCUUAACCCACACAGCAUGGGUAUUGGAGGAGGGGGGUUCUUUGUCAUCUACAGUGCCUCUUCAGGAACAGUAGAAACCAUCGAUGCAAGAGAGACGGCGCCCAAGAAAGCCACUGAAGACAUGUUUGGCAACAACACACAACUUUCACGUAUAGGUGGACUGUCCAUCGCCAUCCCAGGGCAGAUUCGUGGCUAUGAGAUGGCACACAAGAGACAUGGUAGGCUGCCAUGGAAAGAGCUGUUUGAGCCAAGUAUCACCUUAGCUCGAGAAGGCUUUCCCAUUGGGAAAUCCUUAGCUCGUGCCAUCUAUAGAAGCAGAGAUUCCAUACAAGGAAACGCUAAUCUUUGUGAAGUGUUUUGUGAUUCGCAAAAAAGCAUUCUCAGGGAAAAUGACUUGAUAAGAUUUCCAAAGCUGGCAGACACAUACCAGAGAAUAGCAGAAGAGAGUCCUGACAUAUUCUAUAAUGGCUCAAUAGCACAGAGACUCGUGGAAGACAUCCAGGCAGCAGGUGGGAUUAUAACCUUGGAUGAUUUAUUGGAGUACCAGCCAGUGCUGAAUGAAAAUCCCCUGAAGCUGAGUGUGGGGGAUUACACUAUGUAUGUCCCAGACGCCCCCUCCAGUGGACCAGUGUUGGCACUCAUUCUCAACAUACUUAAUGGAUACAAUUUUACGGAAUCAAGCGUUUCCACCCCUGAGAAAAAGACCCUGACGUAUCAUCGCAUCAUAGAGGCUUUCCGUUUUGCUUAUGCCAAGAGAAGCAGACUCGGGGAUCCACGUUUUCUCAAUGUUACAGAUGUAAGCCUCGAAGUUAUCACUGUCUUUCACAAGCUUAUCCAAAACAUGACAUCCACCUACUUUGCUGAAGGCAUAAGGAUGAAAAUUACGGAUGAUACCACACAUCCAGACGUUUACUAUGAGCCGGAUUAUUUUGUUCCUGACAACCACGGAACAGCUCAUCUGUCAGUUAUAGCUGAAGACGGAAGUGCCGUGGCAGCCACCAGCACCAUUAAUCGAUAUUUUGGGUCCAAAGUCAUGUCCCGAUCAACUGGAAUCAUCUUUAACGAUCAAAUGGAUGACUUCAGCUCUCCAUACAUCACCAAUGGCUUUGGAGUCCCUCCCUCACCUAACAACUUCAUCCAACCAGGAAAAAGGCCUCUGUCUUCCAUGUCUCCCACCAUAAUCUUUGAUGAAGAAAAAAGGGUUAAAAUGGUUGUCGGAGCAUCUGGGGGCACAAAAAUUACCACAUCUACUGCCUUGGUCAUCUUGAACUCUUUGUUCUUUAAGUACAACCUGAGGAAAGCGGUGACUGAGCCGCGAGUGCACAAUCAGCUCAUUCCAAAUAUGACAGUGGUGGAGCAUGGUUUUGAAAAGAAAAUCCUUGACGGUCUAAUCUGGAAGAAUCAUGCAACACUGCUGCAGGGUCCAGAUUCUGUGGUUCAGGUGGUGUUGCGACAGGGAGCGAAUCUCUGUGCAGAAUCGGACCCUAGGAAAGGAGGAUACCCUGCCGGAUACUGAAUGCAGUUAAAGACCCACUCAAGCAAACACUUUUCAAGGAAUAAUUUAGUUUUAAUAUGUGUGAGAGGAACCGUGACUAUUAAGCAUUGCCACCUAUUGCAUAUCAAAUAAGUUAUACAAGUGUUAUACAAUGUUAGACAUUAUGUUUGAAAUGUGAGACAUGGCAAAGUGUUGUUGAAAAUAUUAUUGAAUUUUGAAAAAGUGUUUAAUGUCUAAAAAAAUGCUUUCGGCCAUCUAAAGAGAUUUUAAAAGACUUGAAAACAGCUGCUCUUCGUAACAACAACAACAAAAAAAACGCCAUCUCAAGUUGUUGCCUGUUAAAUUUCUGUCAAUACCAACCUUCUGAUCUUAAAUGUUAUCCUCACUGUAUGAAAAAAAAAAAAACCCAUAACAAUCACCACAAAAGAAGCUUAUUACUUGACAACGAAUUGUACAUGUUUUAUACAGAUAUCUUGUUACAUUUAUGUAAUGUGGAUUUUGAACACAUUUACAAAUAUAUUUUUCUAAAACAUAAAUUGUUUUGAUGCAGUUUGUGACCUGGCUUGUAAUUAAACUUUUCAAAUACAUUUUUUUGGGGGGGGGAUUACUCAAAUGCUUACAAUAAUUAUUCCAAGUGAUAUUCAUUGUUAUCACUCAACACAGAGCAAGGCAGAAUGCAGUAAUUUUAACUUACUGAAAAGCAGGAGUCUCUCACCAUUAUCACUCAACCAGAGAAUUUUCUCAGAAUGGAAAAGCAAUUCCUUCACUGUCUGUGAGUACAUCCAACACUAAAAUGUCAACAGGUCUCUUUCAUUAAAUUUCAGAGCAGAGGCAAUUUUUUAUAGCAAUAUACUGAAACUGUUAUAUUAUAUGCAAUACACAUUAUGAAGAUGCAAUGGAGGAAUGUAGUUUGUGGAGAAUGUAGUCUUGCUUGCGCACUUGCUAGUGUUAGUAUAAAUAGGCUCGCAUAGAGUGACCACAUUUUGAUUUCCAAAAAAAAGGACACUUGGCCCGGCCUCGAGAUACUUGAAUUUUACUCAAAGUUCACUCAAAGAUGCCUAUAUCACUUUAAUAUAUUUAAAGUGUGCCUCCUCUAUCUGGAUAGAAUUUUUUUUUUUUUUUUAAACUGAAAACGCCAUAUACUGUAUAUAGUAUAUAACCAAAGACAUUCAAAUUAUCAGCGGUUAUUCAACAGGCUUUAUUAUUAUUUAUAUUUAUUAUUAUUAUAGGCCUUAUUAUUCCUGAAAAAUAACCAAACAAUAAAACGCAAAAAAACAAAACAAAAAUAAUUAAAUAUUGGUUAAAAAAAAUAACAUAAUGCAAACUCAUGGAAAUGUAGUAUAAAUUUGUAUCACUACUAUUUAACGUUUACAAAUUGUUAUUCUUAAUCAAUUGUUAUUCUCAUUCAAUGUUCUAGAUUGCACGCAAACAAUAACCGAAAUAAACUGGCAAUUCAACCAGCAUGUUUCCAAAUGCAGAGGUUUAAAACUUCAUUUCCCAUCAUGCCUAGUGCGGCUUAGCUAACUGACAGCUACCCUAUAGAGGAAGUCG
Molecule: messenger RNA, 3424 nt
Organism: Corythoichthys intestinalis (scribbled pipefish)
Lineage: Eukaryota; Metazoa; Chordata; Actinopteri; Syngnathiformes; Syngnathidae
Gene: ggt1a
Product: gamma-glutamyltransferase 1a
Exons: 13
Coding region: 143-1894 (583 amino acids)
Biological process (GO): glutathione catabolic process; regulation of immune system process; regulation of inflammatory response
Cellular component (GO): plasma membrane
Molecular function (GO): glutathione gamma-glutamate hydrolase
Source: RefSeq, a predicted model, not a curated record